AUUGAAAAUUAUACAUGUAAAUAAUUAAGCACACAGGAAAGGAAGCAAAUGCAAAACGUUGAUAAGCAUUAAUUUCAGCAAAUAGAAUGGGUCGGACACGAAUAACAUUUACAAAACAACUAACGCAACCAUGAAUAUUAAUUUAAACCAACACUUUAAGGGUAAUUGGAACAAGGUACGUAUUUUUGGAUGUGAGGGAUAACACACCUGGUGAACGUUCAAGGAGAUCCCAAGGACAGGGAUCCCCCUACCCCCACCCCCCGAAUGGUGCCUCAUAAGAGCCUCCCUUUCAUCCGACCCCCAAGCCUACAAAGACUCAGGACCUUUCUGCCAUACCACAUCUGUCGGAGUCCCAGGUGGCGAGCUUGGGAUGAAAAGAAUUGCACCCUCCUUCAAGAGGUAUAUCCACGGCUCUGGACUACAUUUCCCGGGGGCCACCGCGAUCUCGGCCCCUUCCAGUCAAAAGACCGCGAUGGUUUAUUGUCCACGUUCUCCGAGAGGCGCUCUGGUUGGCGGAGGAAGAGCAGCGUCACGUCGACAGUUGAUGCUUGUGUUCUAAACGCGGCCUGAAAUUCGUUGAAGCGCUCUGCCCACGGGUAUGAGCGGUGUGAGGACGACAGUGCUGAGCGAAGGAAUAGGGUCCAAGACCGAGGGCUGUGAAUUGAGACCGUUGAGCUCUAGGCUCUUAAAGGCAGCCCAGGCUCCGGACUACAUUUCCCAAUGUCCACUGUACCCAAGGCAGCGUCCUGUCCGCGCAUCGGCCCUUUCAGGACGGGACGGGGGACUCCCCGCGAGUCCCUGAGGAACAUCCACGGCUUGAGGGAACCGCAGAGCCAGCUCUGUUCUCUGAAGGCUCUGUUUCACCAGGAGAGGAAUCCAGAAGACUGAGCAACUCUUGGAAUUUUAAAUUAUGACCCAUCAGUUGAUGGUGUUCAGGGACGUAGCUGUAGACUUCUCUCCAGAGGAGUGGGAGUGCCUGGACUUGGAACAGAGAGGUCUGUACAGAGAUGUGAUGUUGGAGAACUACAGCAACAUGGUCUCACUGGGACUUUGCAUUUAUCAGCCAGAUGUGUUCUCUUUACUGGAGAAGGGGAAAGAGCCCUGGAUGGUUUUGAAGAAUGAGACAGGAGGACCUUGCCCAGACAUGCAGUCCAGGUGUCAGACCAAGAAGUUAUCACCAAAAAAUGGCAUUUUUCACAGAGAAUUUCCUCAAUGGGAAAUAAUGGAAAUUUGUAAAAAAUGUAGCCUUGAAUGUUUAUGUUUUAGAGGUGAUUGGGAGAGCAAAAGUCGGUUUGAAACACUACAGAAAAAUCAGGAAGAAUGUUUUAAGCAUGUUUUACUCUCCUGUGAAAAAAUUCCCACCUUUAACCAGGACACAGCUUUUAAUCUGCAUCACAGACUUGAUAUAGGAAAGAAACUGAAUGCAUUUAAAGAGUGUAGUACAGCCUUUUAUUCUGGCUCAGACUGUAUUCAACAUCAGUUAAUUCAAACUGGUGAAAAAUUUUGUGACAAUAAGGAAUGUGGCAAGAUUGUUCUUCCUAAUUCAGAGCUUACUAAAUAUCAGACAGCUCACACUGCUAAGAAAACAUAUGAAUGUAAAGAAUGUGGGAAGUCUUUUAGUUUGCGUUCAAGUCUUACUGGUCAUAGGAGAAUCCAUACUGGUGAAAAACCUUUUAAAUGUAAGGAAUGUGGGAAGGCCUUUAGAUUUCAUUCACAACUUAGUGUCCAUAAGCGUAUUCAUACAGGUGAGAAAUCUUAUGAAUGUAAGGAAUGUGGGAAGGCCUUUAGUUGUGGCUCAGACCUUACUCGACACCAGAGAAUUCAUACUGGUGAGAAGCCCUAUGAAUGUAAUGAAUGUAGGAAGGCCUUUAGUCAGCGAUCACAUCUUACUAAACAUCAGAGGAUUCACACUGGUGAAAAACCUUAUGAAUGUAAGGAGUGUGGGAAGGCUUUUACUCGUGGCUCACAUCUAACCCAACAUCAGAGAAUUCAUACUGGUGAGAAAUCUCAUGAAUGUAAAGAAUGUGGAAAAGCCUUUAUUCGUGGUUCAAAUCUUGCUCAACAUCAGAACGUUCAUGUUGGCAGGAAACCCUAUGAAUGUGAGAAAUGUGGAAAAGCCUAUAUCUGGAGUUCACACCUUGCACGACAUCAGCGAAUUCAUACUGGUAGGAAACCUUAUGAAUGUAAGCAAUGUGGGAAGACUUUUAUUUGGGCCUCAUACCUUGCUCAACAUGAGAAAAUUCAUGAGAGGAAACUCUAUGAAUGUAAGGAAUGCAGAAAGACCUUUCUUCAUGGCUCAGAGUUUAAUCGACAUCAGAAAAUUCAUACUGGUGAGAGAAACUAUGAAUGUAAGGAAUGUGGAAAGACCUUUUUUCGUGGUUCAGAACUUAAUCGACAUCAGAAAAUCCAUACUGGAAAGAGAUCAUACGAAUGUGAAGAAUGUGGAAAAGCCUUUCUCUGGGGUUCACAACUUACACGACAUCACAGAAUACAUACUGGUGAGGAACCUUAUGUGUGUAAAGAAUGUGGGAAAUCUUUUAUCUGGGGUUCCCAGCUUACACGACAUAAGAAAAUUCAUACUGAGGUAGCAUCCUAUAAAUGUAAGGAAAGUGACCAGUUCGUUAGUCACCAUUUAUAUUUUACUGAAAAGAAAAUUCACAAUGGUGAGAAUCUGUAUCAAUGGAAAGACUAUGGGAAUACCAUUAGUCAUGACUCAGACUUUGCUCAACACCAGAAUAUUUACACUUUUGAGAAAUCGUAUGAAUAUAAAGAUCUUGAGACAGCAUUUUCUCCAAACUCUCACUUUACUUCAUUAUUGUGAAAUCUUAUGAUAUAAAAAUAUAGAAAAGUCUUUAUUCAUGAUUCAUUAAUUGAUGUCAGUUAAUUCCUUCUUUUGAGAAAACCCAUUGUGUAAGUAAUAUUGGAAAACCUUUUGAUGGAGCACAAAACACACUCAAUAGCAAAGAAUUCCUAUUGCAAUCUGUAUUAACAGAGGAGAAGAACAUUUACUGAUUGGUUGUCAGUUACAGAAUAUCAGAGUAAAACCAAAUGAAUGAGAUAACAGUGUGAAUCCUUUUUGAAUAUUCUCAAAACAUUCUCCACAUCACUGAUACAGAGUUUAAAUCCAAUUCUUAUAGAGAAACCUUCCAUCACUACUUAAAUCUUGUUGCACUUCCACAGAUUCUUAUGAAAGGCAAAUUUAUGUUUUGUAAUUAACCUGGGAAAGCCUUGUGUUAUGUCAUGCAACUUAUUUGGCAUGUCUUAUUUUCAGUACAUCUUACUUCCUAAUUUUUGGAAAGUAGCAAUUUUGUUUUUGUUUGCUUACUUGUUAGAUUGUAAGGGUUAAAUGAGUUUGAGGAUUUAAAUGACUUAAUGAUCAUCAUUAACAAUAGUAUUGGACCAUUUCUAUGAGAGGAAGACCUUGAAAGUAUAAUGAUUAUAGAGAAAUGUGCCAUCUGUAUGUAUGUCUUACUGAACGGCAGAAUGUUAAUUCUGAAGAAAAACCAGUAAAACAGAAUGAAGUGAAGAAAA
Messenger RNA from Camelus dromedarius (Arabian camel), 3531 nucleotides. It is a transcript of the gene ZNF790, whose product is annotated as zinc finger protein 790. The transcript has 5 exons. The record is from RefSeq and is a predicted model, not a curated record. Bases 911 to 2821 code for a protein of 636 amino acids. Gene Ontology annotation, biological process: regulation of DNA-templated transcription. Lineage: Eukaryota; Metazoa; Chordata; Mammalia; Artiodactyla; Camelidae. Gene Ontology annotation, molecular function: RNA polymerase II cis-regulatory region sequence-specific DNA binding; DNA-binding transcription factor activity, RNA polymerase II-specific.